Mycena indigotica is the source of this 1554-nucleotide messenger RNA. RefSeq lists its product as uncharacterized. The record is from RefSeq and is a predicted model, not a curated record. Bases 16 to 1554 code for a protein of 512 amino acids. Gene Ontology annotation, molecular function: protein binding. The transcript has 4 exons. Lineage: Eukaryota; Fungi; Basidiomycota; Agaricomycetes; Agaricales; Mycenaceae.
UUGUCACAAACGCUCAUGGAGAAGUCGCCACCCGAUAUAGUUCUUGCUUUCGCCGCGCUGUUGGACGUGGAGGACCUGCUCAACCUGCUGGCAACCUGCCGCCGGAUUCGUGCCUUAAGCGCGGAGCCCGCGCUGUGGAUCGGCUGCCUGCAGCGCAUUGAGUGCGUGCAGAUGCACCCUGUGACGUCCCGGGCGAGGGACUUCGCCGCACUACCGCUCGCCGAGCUCAAAGCCAUGGCGCACCGUGCCGCCCGGAUUCUGCGCAAUCUCGCGUCGCCUAGCCCCCGCCUGGAGCGCAUUCUGCGGAUCGCUGGUGCUCUGAAAGACGGCCACUUCUUAAUCCCUGGCACCGGUCUCUUGCUGACCAAUCCACCUGGCAGAGUCGACUGCUGGGACGUGGUGCAGGCCCGUGUUGUUGCGAGUGUCGCCCAUGAGCGACUGCGUAUCUUUGGCAUGAGCUGUGUGUGGUCUGGCUCUCGUGUGCUGUUCAGUGCUGCGAUUAUAGAGUCAGAGCGUACUAAUGAUGUCGUGCUUGAGGCCAUCGCGGUCGUCUGCGUCGAUCUAAAGGACAGGGAAAAGAUCCGUAUAACGACUGUGGUCUCCCCCCGGAUCAUACAUGCAACACGACAGACCCCGCACUUCCCUGAUGUUUUUAUUACAGAGAAGCUCAUGGGGAUUGUAUGUCACCGGGGUACGUUCACGAUGGAAGCGGUCGGUCUCCUGUGUUGGCCGAUAGAUGCAUCUCAACCGGUGUCCAUUUGUCGGUACCCAUUUCCUGAGGACCAACGCAGUAUACUCAGCUUCGACGCAGCUAGCGGCAUCCUUUACGGACUGGUCCCUGCACCGGAAUUGAACACCGCGGUGUCUGUGGUGCACAGUUUUCCCCUGCGGGCCCUCUCGAACGGUGGGAUUCAAGUUGAUCCCUCAGCCCCGGUGGCUUCAAAAACGCUCGUGCACCCCGAUGACAAUGUCCACAACCCACCGGGAGACGGCGGGUGGAACUCCUGGUCCUCGGCCGGCUUCGCGGCCACGUGUAGCGCUGAUGCACAGGCCCGGUUCGGCGUCCGCGCCGUCGCCUGGCGGUCUCAACACUUCCAGCGACAAUACGCGGCAGUGGGUGCGGCGCAACGCCGGCUGCUGACGUCUCUCACAUUCCUCCGGGCCGGCCCGGGCACCGGGGAAGCACACGCUGCGGACGCCCUGGUGUUUGCGGCUCCGGCGGGCGAUGGCAACCACGUGGGGGGAUACUCGGGCCGGUACCUUGUGUUCUCGUCCGGGGGCCCGGGGCUCGCGGGUCAAGGCUCGCUCGGCUUGGGCAUAGCCCGGCUACCGGAGCGGCCCGGGGGCGCGCUGCGGAUUGCGCGGUUCUCCGGGGGGCCCGACGGUAUCGACCUCAACGCGCGUGAUAUCAGAGUGCGGGCGGUGGACGAUAUCCUGGGGCUUGUCGUUCUGUGGGACAGGAAACAAGAGUGUGCGAACAUUUAUUCGUACUCCGGGGAUUGGGGGCGUGGGUGUCUGCGCGGGACCCCGCACGAUAAAUGUGUUGUUUGCUGA